Messenger RNA from Lotus japonicus, 1438 nucleotides. Its product is annotated as PTI1-like tyrosine-protein kinase At3g15890. Gene Ontology annotation, molecular function: ATP binding; protein kinase activity. Gene Ontology annotation, biological process: protein phosphorylation. Gene Ontology annotation, cellular component: plasma membrane. The coding region runs from base 173 to 1312 and encodes 379 amino acids. Lineage: Eukaryota; Viridiplantae; Streptophyta; Magnoliopsida; Fabales; Fabaceae. The record is from RefSeq and is a predicted model, not a curated record. The transcript has 4 exons.
UGAUGUGAAGCGUUGAGUUAGCCGGCCAAGGUCGAUUCGGCCGGCAUUUUGAGGCCAAACAGUAUUAUUUGAGGAUCAAAACAUUGUUUAAAAGAAAAUAUUCCAUUUGGAGACAAUUAAGUAAUCUUCUUAACCCUUCAUUCCCUGCAUUCUUCAUCCCAUACUACCAAUUAUGGGAUCCUCCUUCAGUUGCUGCGGUUCAGAGAAGGUUGAAGAAGGGCCAACAUCAUUUGGGUCAGUUAACAAUUCAUGGAGAAUAUUUACAUACAAGGAGUUGCAUGCAGCUACCGGCGGGUUCAGUGAUGAUAAUAAGCUUGGUGAAGGUGGGUUUGGAAGUGUCUAUUGGGGAAGAACUAGUGAUGGUCUCCAGAUAGCGGUGAAAAAACUGAAAGCAAUGAACUCAAAGGCAGAGAUGGAAUUUGCAGUGGAAGUUGAAGUUCUUGGAAGGGUUAGGCACAAAAAUUUACUUGGUCUCAGGGGAUAUUGUGUCGGCGAUGAUCAACGGCUCAUAGUCUACGAUUACAUGCCGAAUCUUAGCCUGCUUUCUCAUCUCCAUGGCCAAUUUGCUGUUGAAGUGCAACUGAACUGGCAAAAGAGAAUGAAGAUUGCAAUUGGUUCUGCAGAAGGAAUUCUGUACUUGCAUCAUGAGGUCACACCCCACAUUAUCCAUAGGGACAUCAAGGCAAGCAAUGUGCUUCUGAACUCAGAUUUCGAGCCUCUAGUCGCGGAUUUUGGUUUCGCAAAGCUGAUCCCAGAAGGCGUUAGCCACAUGACAACCCGAGUUAAGGGUACCUUGGGAUACUUGGCACCUGAAUAUGCCAUGUGGGGAAAAGUCUCAGAAAGCUGUGAUGUCUAUAGCUUUGGAAUUCUUCUGUUAGAGCUAGUAACCGGUAGAAAGCCGAUAGAGAAGCUCCCGGGCGGCGUUAAGAGAACUAUAACCGAGUGGGCUGAGCCUUUGAUAUCUAAAGGAAGGUUCAGGGAUUUGGUUGAUCCAAAGCUCAGAGGGAACUUUGAUGAAGAUCAAGUCAAACAAACUGUGAAUGUUGCUGCUCUUUGUGUGCAGAGUGAGCCUGACAAGCGACCUAACAUGAAGGAAGUGGUUAAUCUUCUGAAAGGGCAUGAACCUGAUGCGAAAGUUACUAAGAUGAGGAUGGAUAGUAUCAAAUAUAAUGAUGAACUUUAUGCACUUGAUCAACCUAGUGAUGAUGAUGAAGAUUAUGAUGUAAGUGCUAGCUAUGGUGUUUUUAGUGCCAUUGAAGUGCAAAAGAUGAAUGAUCCUUAUAGGCGCGGCGGUAACACGAGAAUGGGCUAAAUAAAAGUAAUGAACUUAUGUAUUUUUGUGAUUUGAAAAGACUUUCGAAUUUGUUGGUAAUUGAAUCAGCUUCUUAAUUAGUAUCACUUUCUGUAAUGAUUAAUUUGUUCAUCUUAUUCUCUUGAA